GCUCAGGGGGGCCACGUAGCCCGGGCUCUGCUAGAAGAUGGGACCUUCAGGGUCCGUGCGGUGACGCGGAACCCCGUGAAGAAGCAGGCCAAGGAGCUAAAGCAGAGGGGAGCUGAGGUCGUGAAGGCGGAUCAGGAUGAUGAGCCGUCACUGGAGCUGGCCUUGGCGGGUGCUUAUGGAGCCUUUGUUGUAACCAACUUCUGGGAGCACUGCAGCAAAGAGAAAGAAAUUGCGCAGGGAAAGCGACUUGCUGACCUGUCAAAGCGCCUCGGUCUGCGCCACGUCGUGUACAGCGGCCUGGAGAACGUGAAGCAGCUGACGGGGGGCCGGCUGGAGGUGCUCCACUUUGACGGCAAGGGUGUGGUGGAGGAGUACUUCCAGAAAGUUGGUGUUCCCACCACGACCAUCCGACUGCCGUUCUACUUUGAGAACUUCCUCUCCAUCUUCAAGCCAGAGAAGGUCCCACAGGGAGAUACCUUUGUCCUGGCGCUGCCCCUGUUGGACACCCCCAUGGAUGGGAUGGCGGUGGAGGACGUUGGGCCUGUUGUGCUUUCCCUGCUGAAGUCCCCGGAGGAGUACAUAGGCCAAGUGAUCGGGCUCAGCACUGGCAAGCUCACCGAGGCAGAGUAUGCCGCUGUCAUCUCCCAGCAGACGGGCAAGACUGUGGAAGCCAGCAAGAUCUCACCAGAGGAGUAUGAGAAACGUGGCUUCCCCGGGGCCGAGGAAAUGGCCGCUAUGUUCCGUUUCUAUGCCCUGAAGCCAGACCGCAACGUGGACCUGACCAUGAAACUCAACCCCAAGGCCCGCACCUUCCAUCAGUGGGUGGCAGACAAUAAGGCCGCCUUCUGA
This is a messenger RNA of Cariama cristata (Red-legged seriema), 849 nucleotides long. It is a transcript of the gene NMRAL1, whose product is annotated as NmrA-like family domain containing 1. The transcript is spliced from 4 exons. Lineage: Eukaryota; Metazoa; Chordata; Aves; Cariamiformes; Cariamidae. The record is from RefSeq and is a predicted model, not a curated record. The annotation marks the transcript as partial.